AUGGGCUCCGAUCGAGAUGCAAAUAAAAUCCGCGCCUCGCUCGGCCAGUUCAACAAGCUGAACUCGGUGGCGAAAAUGGUGGCACGAAUGGGGCAGUGCUUCACGCAGAGCAAGGAAUCGCCAAUCGAACUGCCGCGCAAGCAGUAUGAGGAAGAAGCCGACUAUUUCGGCGGCUCGGACUAUGUGGACGUUAAAAAGCUAACCAAGGAAGAAGCGGCAAAUCUAAAGGCCGAGGAGCCGUACACGUUCAGCGACGGGGUUGGCCGUAUUUCGGAGAGCUACCUGAAAAAGAUCGCCUCGAUGAGCGACUACCGCUACAAAGAUCACACACCAUCUUGUGUCCAGUUUCGCUACCGCGGCUUCAAGGGCAUCCUGGUGAUGGACCCGAUGAUGGACCGGGGCCGAAACUUCUUGGAAUCGAUCGAUUUGGCGCCGUCCUCAAAAGCCGACCCCAAAGGCAAAAAACGAGCCAAGGAGGUCAACAUCGUCUUCAGAGACUCCCAGAAAAAAUUCGAAGCCCCGCGCAAACACCAGAGCGGCGAGUCCAUGAAGUUCGAGGCUGUCGACAUUCCCGAACUUCGCCAUCUCGUCGACGUCAUUGUAUUCCCUCGGAAUGGCCCCCGUCCGCACCCCGAUGAGAUGGCUGGUUCCGAUCUCGACGGUGAUGAAUAUUCGGUGAUCUGGGACCCCGACCUCAUGUUUGACCACAACGAGCAAGCAAUGCGAUACCCGAAGCAGCAAUGCGAAACUACCGCCGAGCUGCAGCCGGAUGCCUUCCGCCAUAAAAUGGUCGACUAUGUGAUCCACUACAUGACGCACGACACGAUCGGCACCGUCUCGAUCGCCCACCUCAUCCAGUCGGAUCACUACGGACUGUUCAGCCCGGGCCAUCACAUCGGCGACUACGAGAUGCUGACCGAGCCGUACGAAGAGCACUGGGCCAACGAAGCUCAUCCCUUGCACAGGCAAGUCAAACAGCCGACGCCCGCAAUGCUCCAAAAAGCAACCGCCUACUACAAAGUGGCAUACGAAUACGCAAGGCAGCAGCGCGGUGAUCGCACGUUGUACCUCUCGUUCCCGUGGCUGGUCUGGGACCUGCUCGUCGCCCUGAAGAAGGACCGUUUCCGGCAUGACAUGGAAGCGGUGUAUGAGGAAACGCAGGCCAAGGAGUUCAACGUGCAACUCGCCAGUCGCAAAUUCCGCAACCGCAAGAUGCUCGCGUUUGACGAAUUUGGGCUGAACUCGAUUAUGAUCAGCGACGAAUGGAUACCAUUACAUGAGACCGCCGCCCGCGCCUUCUACAGCCUCGCCUUCUCCGGGCAGUUCGAGUCGCUGAUGGGCGAGACGGGACAUCAGGGCCCUGGCGGCCAGCGCAUCUACGAAGACACCCCGUUCCUCAUCGAGUUGCCGCAAGUCGGACCCCAGCUGGCCAACAUUGAGAAGAAGCUCAUCGAGAAGCUCGGCCUCAAGGACUUGCUGCUGAGGGCGUUGCCGGACUCUCGUGCUCAGAAAUUCGGUGGUGUGCGUGUCAGCGCGCUGGGCUGCGCCGCGUCGUUGCGCCGUCUGCGCGAGGCGCUGAUGCUCGACCCGAUUAUUCAGUACGAGCGCUACGGGCCCGGCAUCGACGCGGAAUACGCGAGCCGAGAAGAGCUGGAGGAGAAUACGUUGACGGCUAUUUUGGAAAUUGCCAACGCGAUUGACUUGAACCUGCCGGUCACCCAGAUCCAAUCGGCCGGCAAGCAGCUUUUCGAUGGGUGCAUGAAGAAUGCACUAAGAACCUCGGAAGGCGGUCGCCCAUUUGAACGUCUUCUCCGCGACGUCCCCUGCGGUCCAAUAUUCCCGGAUUGCCACAACUUUGACGCCGGCCAUUAUUCAUGGGAGCGAAAUGCAGGAAUGAUGGACCCAUACGUCGGAAAGUAUAACUUGUUGGUGGCAGAUUCUGAGAUUCCGGACCCUAACGAUCGAAUUUUGCGCUUAUCGUUCCGACCCCCGGCCCUCGAUGGCUUUUUGGCUCCGAUCAAGUCAAAGCUGCUGCAAACCCAUAUGCACGAGACCGAGUUCGAGCCGUUGCUGGCCGUGGCGUUGCGACAAGAUCUUUUGAACGAUUUGGCUAGCCAGCUGCUGCGAGUCAAGCCGCUUUCUGGGGAUAAGCAUGAUAUGCUGAUCGAGGUGUCGCAGCUUAUCGUCGAGUUGGAUAAUGUAACUCGCCAAAUUGCGCCCUCCAGGACCGUAAUGCCACUUGGAGAGUUUGUGCAAAUGAAUCAGAUGAUAAACCUGACCGAAUACCUCAGUGGCGAUUUCUCCGGCAUCCUCAGCUGGGCCAGUGGCGACCCGAUCAUCGUCUACGACAUUGAAUACUUCCAACAAUUGGCCCAGAUCGCAAGCCGGUCCCCGAAACGCGCUCUCGCCAACUACCUGACGCUGGUGGCCGGGAUAAAUCUUCGGGAUAACCUGGUGCUCGCCGGGGAGAAUGCAACGUGGCGAGAGUGUGCCCGCGGGGUACGGGAAACGGACCUGUUUGCCCAUCUCUACGUGACGAAACGGCACAACAUCUCGAUGGCGGCG
Mesorhabditis spiculigera is the source of this 2565-nucleotide messenger RNA. NCBI's taxonomy places the organism in Eukaryota, Metazoa, Nematoda, Chromadorea, Rhabditida, Rhabditidae. The record is from the annotation of a GenBank genome assembly.